This is a messenger RNA of Hibiscus syriacus, 1511 nucleotides long. RefSeq names its product probable glycosyltransferase At5g03795. The transcript is spliced from 6 exons. Gene Ontology annotation, molecular function: glycosyltransferase activity. Bases 183 to 1472 code for a protein of 429 amino acids. NCBI's taxonomy places the organism in Eukaryota, Viridiplantae, Streptophyta, Magnoliopsida, Malvales, Malvaceae. The record is from RefSeq and is a predicted model, not a curated record.
UUUUAGUGUGAAGAGCAGUGAUUUUUCAAGUGUUAUUGUGUUAAAUACUUAGAUCCAAUCGAGAAAAUUAAACAUUUUCCUGAACCGUCACCCUCCAUUGCCACCGUCGCUGCCACUCCAAUAAUAUAAAAGAAAGAUAAAAACCGCCAUCACUCGCCGAAUUCCACCACAAUCCACUGGCGAUGAUAGCCGGAAAGCAACAGUCGCAGCAAUCUCAGCUGUUUUCUCUAAAGGGAGCAAUCCUCACUCUCUCUAUCUUGACCCUAAUUUCCUUCUCUUACUUCUCCUUCAAAUCCCUCCGCUCGCCUCCCACCCCUCAGCUCACUCUCCCCACCACCACCACCACCUCCUCCGUCGCCAUUCCCUCUCAUACGCAUAUCCUUUCUGAUGAAAAGGAAAAUAAUGUCGAUGAAGGAGGGGAAGACGACGACGACGAUUUGUUUACCGAUGUUUACCAUUCACCGAAGCUUUUCAAGUUGAAUUUCGAAGAAAUGGAGAGGAAUUUCAAGAUUUACAUUUACCCCGACGGUGAUCCGAAAACCUUUUACCAAACUCCCCGGAAACUCACCGGUAAAUACGCCAGUGAAGGUUACUUUUUCCAGAACAUUCGCGAGAGUCGGUUCCGUACCGACGAUCCAGAUCAAGCUCACCUCUUUUUUAUCCCAAUUUCUUGUCACAAAAUGCGCGGCAAGGGCACUUCGUAUGAGAACAUGACAAUAAUUGUUCAGAGUUAUAUUGAUGGUUUAAUAGCUAAGUAUCCUUACUGGAAUAGAACUCUGGGUGCCGAUCAUUUCUUUGUUACUUGUCAUGAUAUUGGUGUUCGGGCAACCGAAGGAGUUCCAUUUCUUGUGAAGAAUGCCAUUCGUGCUGUAUGUUCUCCAAGCUAUGAUGUUGGUUUCAUUCCCCAUAAAGAUGUUGCUGUCCCUCAAGUUUUGCAGCCAUUUGCUCUUCCUGCUGGUGGAAAUGAUGUUGAAAAUAGGACAACGCUUGGUUUUUGGGCUGGUCAUAGAAACUCAAAGAUUAGAGUUAUACUGGCUCGUAUAUGGGAGAACGAUACUGAACUUGACAUUUUGAAUAAUAGAAUAAGCAGGGCUACUGGACAUUUAGUGUACCAGAAGAGGUUCUACAGAACUAAAUUUUGCAUAUGCCCUGGUGGCUCUCAGGUCAACAGUGCCCGCAUAACUGAUUCAAUCCAUUAUGGAUGCGUACCUGUAAUAUUGUCCAACUAUUAUGACCUGCCGUUCAAUGACAUUCUUAAUUGGAAAAAAUUUGCUGUUGUCCUUCGGGAGAAUGAUGUGUAUAAUCUCAAGCAGAUCCUAAAGAACAUAUCUCAAGAGGAAUUUGUUACACUACACAAGAACCUAGUGACGGUUCAGAAGCACUUCCAAUGGAAUUCACCACCCAUAAGGUACGAUGCAUUCCACAUGGUUAUUUACGAGCUUUGGUUGCGCCACCAUGUAAUCAAAUACUAAUUUAUUGAUUCAUUAAUGAAUGUGGUUCCUCUUUGUAUA